Messenger RNA from Anneissia japonica, 794 nucleotides. RefSeq names its product dmX-like protein 1. Gene Ontology annotation, biological process: vacuolar acidification. The record is from RefSeq and is a predicted model, not a curated record. The coding region runs from base 88 to 345 and encodes 85 amino acids. Gene Ontology annotation, cellular component: RAVE complex. The transcript has 2 exons. NCBI's taxonomy places the organism in Eukaryota, Metazoa, Echinodermata, Crinoidea, Comatulida, Comatulidae.
ACAAGAUGGUUGUCAAAAAUGUUGGGAGAAGAAAAAUACCGGUACUAAAUAGUAAAUUUUGCUUGUGUAAAGCCUGAACUUUUCACAAUGAAUCGACACCAGGUUUUAACUGGUGCUGUUAAUCCUGGAGAGAAUUGUUUUGCUGUCGGAUAUGUUGAUGGGGUGCCAUUUACUGCUUACGCAUCAGGCUGCGAUAUUGUGAUUCUCGAUAGCAACCUCAAACAUGUGCAGGUUAUUCCUGGGGCGAACCAUGGAAAUAUCCAAGUUGGAUGUAUUGAUUGCUCAGCUGAGAAUGGCAAGGUUGGUGGACAUUUCUUUAAUAAUGCAUACAUUAAUAGAAUAUAACAUCCAACAAUUGUUUGCAUUGCACGUUUUGUGUUACCGAAAGUAAAUAACAAAAUCAAAUGAGCCUUUGACUCUACUGGUGAACAUCAAACAUGAUAGACUCUUUAGAGUCAAUUAUAUUUGACAUCCUCAGCAAAUUAACUCCAUUCAAUAUCAGGUUAAUAUAAUACAAUUUUAUUUGAGCCAUGAGGUUUUAUAGUUGAUUGAUUGAUUGAUAUUUAUUUACAAUUUUUUAUGUAUUCUUUUGGGUAAGUUGGUUAUCAUACUGAUCAUCCACAAACAUUGAAAACACAAAACAGCAAUAAACAACAAUGAAAAAAUGCAACUGAGUACAGAUGGGACACAUCAAAUUUAGAAUUGUUAUAAUGGUGAUAAUGAUAAUAACAAUGUUUGUGCAAAAAUAUGCAUUCUUGGUAUCCUGUAAUGUUACUACUCACAUACUAUCUAUA